Bradysia coprophila is the source of this 506-nucleotide messenger RNA. RefSeq lists its product as uncharacterized. The record is from RefSeq and is a predicted model, not a curated record. Lineage: Eukaryota; Metazoa; Arthropoda; Insecta; Diptera; Sciaridae.
AUUUCGAUGAUAGUGCAGCUCACGAUACAGUAGUCAAAUCAGUCAAAUGCAACAGCUAGAAUCUGAAUGCAACAUUCAUGAAAAGAACUCGUAGGGACCAACAUGUAUUCGAACAAAUUGCUUAUUUUAAUCAUGCUGGUGUAUAGUUUAACAAGUGAUGCACAAACCGUGCUCACUCUAGAGGACGUGCUUGUCACUACCAACUGGAGUUCGGAGGAAGUCGGCGAAGAACCGUUGGACAGUUCAAGUACACGGGGUUUGGUCGGUGAUAUUGCAACAAUAAAAAAAGUUGUUGAAGUCAUUCAAACCGUUGGAGGAAAAGUGAUUCCUGCAAUUAUAGACAGUCAAAAAUCUACCGUUGAUGCACCGAAUAAACCUCCACGAUUUAAAUUAUUGAAAGCAUUAAAGUCAGACAAUAAGGAGGAGUCGGUUGGACCGCAAGAAUAGUGAAAUGUUUCCAUUUCGUUUGGGAUUAGAGGAGAUAAUAAAUAAUUCUUGUCAUAGAU